GGAAAGCAUUCUCCAUCUUUCCGCAGAGCGGCUCGCCUCUCCCUUCCCACGCAGCAGAGCCCGGUUCAGACGUGCCCGCCCAGAGCUCAGAGGCAUUUUGGAAGCAUCCCACACAGUCUGAGGCCGGAGGGCCCCAGCAGGGAGACGAGGGCUGAGCCACACACACCCCAAUUCCGGAACAAAAGCCUGGCUGCCACCCGCUUGGGGCGGGGGAUGGAGGGGGCCAUGUGGCCUGUGCUGCUGCCAGUGCGAAGCCUGCCAAGGCCUGGUUUUCGAGGGUGGGCCGCCAUGCGGUUUUGGGCAGGAGCUGGGCAGAGAGGCGCCUUUGCGGCAGGCGGUGGAUCAGGGCGAUCUCUGGGGUUGGGAGGCAGGAGUGGGAGAGGCGAGGCAGGGCUGAGUCCGGGGCUCCCUGCCUGGGGAGUGAGGUCGGAGGGCUCGAUGGAGGUGGCAGCGUGUGCCGAGGUUUCUGUGGCCUACCGGGUGCCCCCCCCCCGCCAACCAGGCCUGGCGGGGUGCUCUGGGCAGCCUCUCGCAAGGGCCUGGUCUGUGGUGGAGGUCCUCGCCUCUGCUCAUCCUCCCCCUCCCCGGCAGCGACGUCGCCAGGCUGCCUCCCUCCGUGGGUUUGCAGGGGAUCUGGUUUCAUGCGGGGUCAUGCGCACUGCUUCGGGCAGGGGGAGUGGGGGCCAUUUCUGAACGACUGAGGACGUCCUUCCUUGCUCGUCUCUCUGUGUGACUCAGGUUGGGUGUGUAUGUGCGUGUGCGCAUGGCUCCACAAGUCCUUGUGUGGCCUACAGGAACCUGCAGAUGGAAGCAGCUCGCUGCUGCUGACCAGGAAGCCACAGGGACCUCUGUGUGUGUGUGGGAGGAGGUCUCCCCCAAGACCGAUUCCGCAUGGCGGCCCCAGAUUGACCAAAUCUUGAUACACCAGAAAGUGGAACUUGUAGAAGCUUUCAUUGGUUUUGAGGGCAACAACAAGUACGAGGUGCGCAACAGUCUGGGCCAGCACAUCUUCCACGCCGAGGAACAGAAUGACUGUUGCACCCGCAAUUGCUGUGGCUCCUUGCGCCGUUUCUCCAUGAGGCUGGACGACCCCUCGGGCCGCGAGGUCUUGCGCAUGGUCCGACCCCUGAAGUGUGUCAGUUGCUGGUUCCCUUGUUGUCUGCAGGAGCUGGAAGUCCAGUGCCCUCCUGGCACCACCAUUGGGUACGUGGUGCAGACAUGGCACCCCUUCACGCCCAAGUUCUCCAUCCAGAACGUGGAGAAGGAGACGGUACUGCGUAUCUUGGGACCCUGCUUUGCCUGCAGCUGCGGCGGAGAUGUCAACUUUGAGGUGAAGACGCGGGACGAAUCGCGUGGCGUGGGCCGGAUCAGCAAGCAGUGGAGCGGCCUUCUCAAAGAGGUCUUCACGGACACGGACAACUUUGGGAUCCAGUUCCCCAUGGACCUUGAUGUGAAGAUCAAGGCGGUGCUUCUGGGGGCCUGCUUCCUCAUUGAUUUCAUGUUUUUUGAGAAAACGGGAGAAGUCGGACAGAGGUCUUCGGUGAUCACGAGCUAAAGCCACUCUGUCUCUGGGACGGGCCCCGUUGCUCUUCUGACGAGGGGCUGAUGUGAGCCUGGAGGAAGGUGCGAGGGUGUGUGUGUGUGUGUGUGUGUGAGAGAGAAUGAGGUCCCUGGCCGUGCAAUCCACGUGUGCUUACUCAGAAGCAAAUCCCUCUGGGUUCAGCGGGGUGUACUCCUGGGUAUGUGUGCACAGAGUUGUGUUUGGGGGGGAGUGUUCCCGUGGGGAGCUUUCUUGCCCAAGUUCAUGGAAGCAGCUGUACAAGAGCACUUCUGUUUCAGUGGGGCUUGUGCAAGAGACCUUCCCACUGGAUUAGGCCCCAGGCAUCAGAGCUGCCUGCCUCCUCCUCCUCCUGCUGGUUUUCUUCUAGGCCCUCCUCUGCCUGCCCUCGUGGCUGCAGGUGCUUUGCUCUCCACACAGCUUAGAGCUGCCAUGUGGUGAAGUGUCUCCCCACCACCACCACCCAACCGUGGCUGCUUUGACACAGCAUUUGGGUGAGUCCCAUGCUGUGUCCUGCAUCCAGAGUGGCGCCUUCAGCCCCGGAGAGAUGGGAAACAUGCCCAGGCAGAUCCUGAGUCUGUGGCAGAGACUUGUCUGGGACCGAGGUCGCCCACAGCUGCUGCUUCCAUCUCUCUGUGUGAGAGCAUGUAGAGACGCCGAGGGAGCAGAGCCCGAGGUUGGAAGCCAGCCUGGGCAGGCGCCUGGGAGGAGGGAGAGGUGGAGGUGCCCCUCCAGGGUUUCGCACAGCAGGUGCGCACGCAGGGACCACGUCUGCCUGGGCGUGAGGCUCCGUAUGUGUGUGGGCAACACAGAACAAGCAAGGCGAAGGCUUUCAGUUGACCCAGCCAGUGUUCUGAAAUAGGGUGCACAAUUCCAGACUUUACCAAUCUCUUCCAUCCAGUGACUCAGUCAGUUACGUUGCACAAGGGCCGUGGUGUGUGUGUGUGUGUGUGUGUGUGUGUGUGUGUGUGUGAAGUUUCAAGUUUUCAUCAGGAAUAAAGAAAUAAAGGGGGCAGUGGGGAUUCCUUUUGGAAGUUUAAUAAAGAGAAGCCUUGAGGCAUAGCUACCCUCAAGUUCCCUCCUGACCGUCACAUGGGCGGGGGACGGGGGAUGGCCAGAGCAAAAGGUAGCCGGCCCGAGGCGUGUGCCAUGUGCAGCCCUGUGGCACCGGGCAGAAGCGAAGCUUCCCACUGUUGGCCUGUGCACAGGGGUAUGCUGCCCCCAGUGCCUCUGGGGCCCCUUAAGGAGAAAGGGAGCCUUUUCCGAGAAGAAGAAGGCAGGUGGCGAGUGCUGGGAGGCAGAGCUGUCCGUCUGCACAGGCCCCGCUGCAAUUGUUGAGAGAAAAUGCAGGCAGACACGAGAAGCAGAUUUGGCAGGUGAACUGGAAUCUGGACGAGUGAGUGAGUGAGUGUGUGUGUGUGUGUGCGCGCGCAGAAGAGAGAACAAAGCAUUGGUCUCGGCUUGCGUGGCGAGGCUGGGUCUGUGUGUGUUGAUCAGCCAGUGAGGGGGUUCACGCAGUCAUUAACGGGCUGGUAAGACCAGCAUCGUCCUUGCGGUGUGUGCUCCUGUGUUUUGAUCGGGGGUGGGUGGGUGGGUGGAGAGACACAAAGUCAGAGACACCAGCAGAGAUUGCACCAAUGGCAGCUGGGUUGGUGGGCUUUGCCUCCUCCUGCCCAGCCGGAGACUAGCUGACUGUCGCUGGCUCCUGCGCUUCCUACCUUGUUGUCCCCUCGCACACCAUCGACAGUCGGUGUGGGCACAUCUCCCGAAACCAGGCCGGGCAUGUGCCCUACCCAGCUGAUGAUCACGUGAACUGCCCAGGUGUGAGUGUGUUGCAUGCGCUGAACGGAGCGACUAGUGCGCGCCUCCUGCCUGAACCGCCUCUUGCAAGGAGCCGAAGGUGUGGGUUGCAGGAGGUCAGGAGCGAGGAGCACGCUUGCCCUCUGUUCAUAUCAAGCAGGCCUGUAUAGCAGGCCAGGCUCUUCGGCCUUCAACCAAGAUGUCAAAACUACUUCCUAGCUCUCUGCACUGGUCAUUCACGCCAGGUUGCCUUAACCAGGGCUUCUCAGCCGUCAGUCCCCAGGUGGUGGCUGGGGUGAUGGGAGCUGUGGUCCAGCCCCAUGACCUGGAGACCCACGGCUAGGGAGCCCUGCCUUGACCACUAAGCCUGGGAACUGCCCCCCUCUUCCCUCUGGUGGGGAGGGGGUCUUCUCUUCUGCCAGGUCUACCCCACCCCACUGCAAGGCCAAAGAAACCCAAUGCUUGCGUAAUGUUGCCUGUCGUUCUGUGUAUUUUAUAUAUUUAAAUGUUUCUGCCAAAGGUGUGGCAAAGGGCUUGAGGGGCAGAGGGAGGAGAUGGGGCGAGGGGUCUGUGUGACGAAGGCCUCCUGCUCCCACCCCACCUGCCCUGCAUGAAGAAGUAAAGCGAGAUGAAGGAAGACUGGCCCCCCGGAAGAACUGAGAUGAAGGACUUGGUGGCAGUGGGGCCGCUGUGGCUGCAAGACGGGAGCGUUGGCCAAGCGGGAGGAAGACGGCUGCGGGUGGAGAAAGGGAGCCAAGUCCAAGACGGAGGGCUGCUGGCUGGGGAGAGGCCAAGCCACAGGGAUCUGGGCCAGCGGGAGAAGAGCUGGCCCUGGCCAACGGGGACAUGGCGUCUUGAGCUGGACCGUGCCUGUGGCUCCAGAACGCCGCAGCUGUGGGAAGCCCUGCUCUGGCCACACAGCCAGGGCCGGUCUGCAGGUGCAGAGGGGAGAGCUGUAGAAAUGUACAUGCCCCCCCCCAGUGCUUGGGCAGGGGGCUCCCCCUGCGUUCCCCGUGGGGGUGGUGGGGUGGAGAGAGCCCGAAGGCAGGCGCAGCGGGAGGAGAGCCCACUUUAUGCCAGGGGCUCUCAAAGGUGGGUACCCAGAUACGGUUGGACUACAGCUCCCAUCAUCCCCAGCCACAGUGGCCAAAGGUGAUAGGAGCUGUAGCCCAACGUCACCCGGGGACCCACGUUUGGGCAAGCAGGGGCUGGGGGCUGCCCCCGUGAUCUUUUCCCCUCCCUCUGCGGGUGCCCCUUCACCCUGGAUCGGGAUUGAAGGUGGGCCUUAAAACUGACAAUGGGAAUGGGAGGGGGUCCCCAGCCAUAGUGACCUGAAGGGAAUUGGGAGCAGGCAGUCCAGCCUCCUUGGGGGACCCAGUCUUGGGAGGCCCCCUGGACUGAGGACAAAUGGAAGGAGUCAUUCCUUCAGGGGAGGCAAGAACUGUCUAUGCUUUAUUAAGCAGCAAGUGUCUGUUCUCAUGACAAAUGAAACAAUAAAGGUUUGUAAAGUUCUG
Hemicordylus capensis (graceful crag lizard) is the source of this 4872-nucleotide messenger RNA. RefSeq names its product phospholipid scramblase 3 (gene PLSCR3). Gene Ontology annotation, biological process: plasma membrane phospholipid scrambling. Gene Ontology annotation, molecular function: phospholipid scramblase activity. The record is from RefSeq and is a predicted model, not a curated record. Gene Ontology annotation, cellular component: plasma membrane. The transcript is spliced from 7 exons. Bases 764 to 1555 code for a protein of 263 amino acids. NCBI's taxonomy places the organism in Eukaryota, Metazoa, Chordata, Lepidosauria, Squamata, Cordylidae.